This is a messenger RNA of Plectropomus leopardus (leopard coralgrouper), 2378 nucleotides long. Its product is annotated as homocysteine-responsive endoplasmic reticulum-resident ubiquitin-like domain member 2 protein. The record is from RefSeq and is a predicted model, not a curated record. Gene Ontology annotation, molecular function: protein binding. Gene Ontology annotation, biological process: endoplasmic reticulum unfolded protein response. NCBI's taxonomy places the organism in Eukaryota, Metazoa, Chordata, Actinopteri, Perciformes, Serranidae.
CCAACACCCAGGUUCAGCUGGGGCUGAGUUACAACUCGGCUGAGUGUUUCGGUCACUGGGGGUAAACAAGGUUCAUCUCUGAGCUGUCGGUCAGCAAGGAAACAUCUUGCAGCUGCAGAUUAACAUCAGACCUCACAAUAACAACAAAGUUGUGCUCCGAUGUUGUCAGAAACUCACUAGAAAACUGAAAGGGGUUUGUAGUUCUCACCCUCGAAGGGUUGUCCACAUCUUUUUUUAUUUUUUGCACUGGAGACAAAUGGUUUUGAGUCAUGGAUCAAGGUGUUGUGGACAGUCCUGUCACCCUUGUCAUCAGGGCACCCAACCAGAAGUACAAUGACCAGACCAUCAACUGUUGCCAGAACUGGACUGUGGAGAAACUCAAAGCUCACCUGUCUGAUGUGUACCCGAGCAAACCAAGCUCCAAAGACCAGAGGCUGGUGUAUUCUGGGAAACUGCUAUUGGAUCAUUUUACCUUAAAAGAUGUGCUCAGAAAGCAGGACGAGUACCAUAUGCUCCAUCUGGUGUGCGCCUCCCGGACCCCUCCCAGCUCCCCGAAGCCCCCCCGCAGCCGCAGUAACAAGCCUCAGGAGAACUCGGCCAGUCCCACGAACUCUACUAGUCCUUCCACUGGUCCUCACAGCCAGUCGUCUGCAGGAGAGAGCAGUGAUGGGCUCAGACAGCGAACUGGAGCCUUCCCCUACCACCAGAUGUAUCCACAGUUUAUGCACAGCUGGAAUCAGUUCCCCCCACAGUCGACUCCUCCCACAAACACGCCCGCCUAUUACAACCCCAUGACGCUAAUGUGGUGGCAGCAGCUGUACGCGCGGCAGUACUACAUGCAUUAUCAGCUACUGGCUGCCUCCUCUCAGCACCUCAGGCCAGACCAGCCCUCCUCUCACUCUAACCCGCCUGACCCGCUGAACCAGCAGCCUCAGGCGGAUCGCCGUGGCAACCCAGAAGUCCAGAUGAACGCCCAGGGAGGGGAGAUCCUGAACGAAGAUGAGCUGAACCGGGAUUGGCUGGACUGGGUGUACACUUUUUCACGUGCUGCGAUCUUACUCAGUAUAGUCUACUUCUACUCGUCAUUCAGCCGGUUCGUCAUGGUGAUGAUGGCCAUGCUGGUGCUCUACCUGCAUCAGGCCGGCUGGUUUCCCUUCAACCUGGAGAACGAGCUCCAGCUUCCUGGAGACAGAGCCAAUCAGGACGAUAUGGAGGGAGAGCUACAAAACCACGAGUUACAGGAAAUGGAGGGCGUGAUGGAUGACGGCUCAGACGAUGAUGGGGAAAGCGGAGAGGAAGGAGCAGAGGAUCCAAACAGCGCCCCCCACACGGGCUUCCUGUCCUCCACGUGGUCGUUCAUCAUCACCUUCUUCAUGUCGCUGAUCCCGGAGGGACCUCCAAAUGCUGCUAACUGAACCACGAGCCGCCACAGUUCCUUUCUCCACAAGGGCACAUUCUUUCUUUAAGAGGAGGACGAGCGUCCUUCCUGCUUCAGGAAACUGUUUCUGUUGCAGUACAGUGUUAUAGUUUCCCAAUAGUGUACUUUAGUACAUAUCUGAGACUUUGAGCCAAAACACAAAUGACUGAUUCAGCCUAAAAAAGAAAUAAAAUGUCAAUUUUGUCUGCACAAAGACAAAAAAAAAAUCAAAUGACAUGAUAUUAGUUUAACUGCUCUAUACAAGGACUGCAAGUGAUGCCUUGUAAACAUAGUCAAAAUAAUAAUAGUGUCUGCGUUAUUGUUAUUGUUGUUUCUGUAAUCUAUAAAAUAGGAACAGCAGACACGUUUAUAAAAAAUUCUAACACUUUAACAACCUAAAUCUCCUGUUUUAUCUGUAAGAAGCUGCAAUAUCUGUCGAAAUAGUUUUGUUUGAACUGUAAUGAUUUUUUUGUAAUGGUGGUUGUAAACAAAUAAGAAAUUGUGUUUUAAAAGAGCCACUUUAGUCCAGAAGCUUAAAUUCAGAGGAUAAUCCUGAGACGUGGAGCGCCUGUGAUGACUUACACGAGUGAUUCUGGCCUGAGAGUUUCGAAAGUGUGUGUGAACACGUCAUGUGCUGAGCUGGAAGUCAGAGUGACGUCGGCGACAGAAGUGUGAUUUUCACUCAAGUGAAACGAUGUACCACAAAUUCUCUGACAGCCUGAAAGAACUGAGUGAAGAUGAGUAUCAAACAUGAACGUCAGCGUUUGGGUUUGAGUCACGUGGCAUCGAGCGAACGAGAGACACUUUGAAACGUCCUGCUGUGAUAUGAAGCACUGCCACAAUUCAGAGUUCAUGUAGGACAAAACGUACACCUCCUGAGUGUGAACAUGGCUGCUGCUGUUACCUUCAACAUGUUGUGAAUCAAUAAUAUUCAUGUUUAUUAAACCUUCAUUCAUGGUAA